Dioscorea cayenensis subsp. rotundata (Guinea yam) is the source of this 1478-nucleotide messenger RNA. Its product is annotated as U-box domain-containing protein 7-like. The coding region runs from base 48 to 1373 and encodes 441 amino acids. NCBI's taxonomy places the organism in Eukaryota, Viridiplantae, Streptophyta, Magnoliopsida, Dioscoreales, Dioscoreaceae. The transcript has 2 exons. The record is from RefSeq and is a predicted model, not a curated record.
CGAAAUGCCUCAAAGAACAUUUGGUCAUUGAUCAAACAGGGAAAGACAUGUCCAAGUCUCAAACUCAUCUCUCCAACAACAAAACCAACAACAAUUCACUCCUACAACUACUUCUUCAAUCUUUCACUAACUUCCUCAAAUGCAUCCCUUCUUCAUCUCCUCAAACCAACAACAACUCCAACACCAUCCAAAACACAACCACAACAAUCACUUCCAUGCCUUCGGAGUCAAAAUUCACCAUCUCCGUUCAAAAAAGGACCGUGCAGAGCUCGGUGAAGCAACUACACUUUGGUGGGUGGGACGAGAAAAAGGUGGCAGCAAAAGAGAUCAAAAGGUUGGCCGGAGAAGGACAUAGCACGAAAAAAUUGUUAGCUGAGCUCGGUGUAAUAACUUCGCUUGUUUUGAUGCUUGUUGAGUCCACUGAUGAUCAUCUCCGGUGUUUGGCUAUCGAUGCUCUUAUAGAACUUGCUAAAGGUACAUUCAGAAACAAGGCACUAAUAGUAGAGGCAGGACUUGUAGCCAAGCUACCAAACAUAAUCAUCGCGACACAAGAAGAAGAACAAGAAGAAGACUCAUCAACAAUAGUAAAACUCAAACUAGCCACCCUUCUCCAAUCCAUCUCCUCUCUCACAAAAACCCACAUCUCCAUCACACCCCAAACCAUCCUCCCAUUCUUAACCACCAUCCUCACCACACCAACAAAACUUGACCCAAACCUCAAGCUCAAAUGCCUAUCCACUCUCUACAACCUCUCCACUAAGCUAGAAACAUUAAACCUUGUAUCCUCAAGUGUACCACUAGUCCAUGCUCUCCUAACACUCUCACUCCAUGACCAAUCUGAGCUAGCUGUAGCAAUACUUGCCAACUUGGUUUUGAGCUCUAGAGGGAAGAAGGCCAUUGAAGAUGAUCCCAUGGUGCCACAAGCCUUGAUAGAUAUCAUUACAUGGCAUGACAAACCAAUGGGCCAAGAGUUAGUGAUGUAUAUAUUGAUGGUGCUUGCAAAUGGGAGUAGUGCUCAAAGGAUGAAAAUGAGAGGUUUGGGGAUAGUGCCCUUGCUUUUGGAGGUGGCUUUGUUGGGGAGCAGUGCAUUGGCACAGAAGAGAGCUUUGAAGAUGUUGGAGUGGUUCAAGGAUGAGAGCCGUGUUGUACAGAUGGGAGUUCAUUCAGGGCCACAAGAAGAUCGGUUCUCGGACCCAGCUGGCACAUCAUCGUCAUCACCGGAGGAGUCCCGGAGAGCUGUGAGGAGGUUGGUGAGGCAAAGUCUUCAUCAGAAUAUAAAGAUGAUGACAAGGAGGGGGAAUGGAUCACAAGGGAGUACUUCCUUGGUUAAGUCUUUGGUUGUUAAUAGAAGCUCUAAGAGUUUGCCUUACUAAAUAUUACGUUUUUGAUUAACACUCAUGAGAGAUAUACAUUUUCAUUUUGGUUUAGUUUUUCGAUAAACAAAGCUGCAUGAUAGCAUAAUCUAGGAAUAAUCCUCG